Molecule: messenger RNA, 1746 nt
Organism: Striga hermonthica
Lineage: Eukaryota; Viridiplantae; Streptophyta; Magnoliopsida; Lamiales; Orobanchaceae
Source: the annotation of a GenBank genome assembly
AUGUCCAAGCAGACCUACCGAGUGUGCUUUUGCUUCCGACGGAGGUUCCGCCUCGCCGCGGCGGAGGCGCCGGCCGACAUCAGGGGGAUCUUCGGGGAGUACUCGGAGAACGGGGUGAUGGGAGCCGACGGCCUGCGGCGGUUCCUGGCGGAGGUGCAGGGUGAGGCGAACGCGACGGCGGAGGGCGUCAUCGACGGGCUCAAGCACGCGCACGUGUUUCAUCGGCGGGGGCUGAAUCUGGAGGCGUUCUUCAAGUACUUGUUCGGGGAUGAUAAUCCGCCGCUGGAUCCGAAAAUUGGGAUUCACCAAGAUAUGACUGCUCCACUGUCUCAGUACUUCAUAUACACUAGCCACAAUACCUAUUUAACUGGGAACCAAGUAAGUAGCGACAGCAGUGAUAUACCUAUAAUACGUGCACUCCAGGGAGGUGUAAGAGGAAUUGAGUUGGAUUUAUGGCCGAAUUCCACUAAAGAUAAUGUGGAUGUUCUACACGGGAGGACCUUGACUACUCCCGUAGAACUAAUCACCUGUUUGAGGUCAAUUAAGGAGCAUGCCUUUUCUGUGUCUGAAUAUCCUGUUGUAUUAACACUUGAAGAUCAUCUUACUGCCGAUCUUCAGGCUCUAGUGACUGAGAUGAUCACUCAAACGUUUGGUGCAAUGCUUUUUAUCCCGGGUUCAGAGCCCCUGAGUGAAUUUCCUUCCCCAGAAUCACUUAAGAGACGAAUCUUAAUAUCAACUAAACCACCCAAGGAAUACUUAGGGGUAAAAAAAUUCGAAGUAAAUGAAAGCAGCUCAGACAAGGGACAAGAUUCGGCUGAGGAUGAAGCUCGGAGGAGACAAGUUGUGGACUUUAAAUCCAAAAUUGGUUGCAGUAAGGAUGCUGACGAGGAUGGAGAGGGCGUGGACACUGAUGAAGAUGAUGAAGAGGAUCCAAAAUUACAGCAGCAAGCGGCCUCACAAUACAGAAAUCUAAUUGCUAUCCCUGCUGGAAAGGGCAAAGGGGGAAUGCAAGAAUGGCUGAGAGUUGAUCCUACUAAAGUGAGACGUCUUAGCUUGAGUGAGCAAGAAUUUGAAAAAGCCAUUGCACAAUUUGGAAAAGAUAUUGUUAGGUUUACACAGAACAACCUACUGAGAGUAUACCCUAAAGCUAUACGAUUGGAUUCCUCCAAUUAUAAUCCCCUGAGUGCAUGGAUACAUGGAGCUCAAAUGGUUGCCUUAAAUAUGCAGGGUUACGGAAAAUCACUUUGGUCAGUACAUGGAAUGUUUAGAGCCAAUGGUGGCUGUGGAUAUGUCAAAAAGCCAGAAUUUCUGUUGAAGGUUGCCCCGGAUGGUGAUAUCUUUGAUCCCAGAGCUGAUUUACCCAUCAAAACCACUCUGAGGGUAACAAUAUAUAUGGGUGAAGGAUGGUAUUACGAUUUCUCUCAUACACACUUCGACUCUUACUCUCCCCCAGAUUUUUAUGCCAAGAUGAGGAUUGUGGGAGUGGCAGCUGACACCAUGAAGAUGAAAACAAAGGCAAUGGUCGACAGCUGGAUCCCGACUUGGGACGAGUCGUUCGAAUUUCCGCUCACGGUUCCUGAGCUGGCUUUGCUUGGGGUCGAAGUCCGGGAGAAUGGGGAGUUUGCGGGCCAGACGUGCCUGCCUGUGUGGGAGCUCAGGAGAGGCUUUCGGGCCGUGCCGCUUUACAACCGAAAAGGAGUCAAGUACAAAUGCGUGAAGCUUCUUGUGAGAUUUGAAUUUGUUUGA